This is a messenger RNA of Rhododendron vialii, 3554 nucleotides long. Its product is annotated as bifunctional fucokinase/fucose pyrophosphorylase. Gene Ontology annotation, molecular function: ATP binding; fucokinase activity. Lineage: Eukaryota; Viridiplantae; Streptophyta; Magnoliopsida; Ericales; Ericaceae. Bases 183 to 3443 code for a protein of 1086 amino acids. Gene Ontology annotation, biological process: GDP-L-fucose salvage. The transcript has 7 exons. The record is from RefSeq and is a predicted model, not a curated record.
UCUUCCUCGCCUUCACACUUCACUUUAAUCUACACCUAUAAAUAUGCAAUACUGAGAUAUGGUAUCCGCAUAUCGCUUAGACCUUCUGUUGACUGUUCUGGCACAAGGCAGAAGAGUGAGUGACUAUUAAUUGGACGAGAAGAGAUCAUCAUCACUUUUCUUAAUUAGGGGUUUCUUCUCAAAUGGAGAAGAAGAGAUCCACGAGGUCCCAGGAGAAAGCGGAUUUGGCCCGAAUACUUCGUAAAUCGUGGUACCGUCUCAGGUUGUCGGUGCGCCACCCAUCUAGGGUUCCGACGUGGGACGCCAUCGUCCUCACGGCUGCCAGUCCCCACCAAGCCGAGCUCUACGAGUGGCAGCUCAGGCGGGCCAAGCGCAUGGGCCGGAUCGCCAUCUCCACGGUCACCCUCGCCGUGCCCGACCCGAACGGACAGCGGAUCGGCUCCGGCGCUGCCACUCUCAAUGCCAUUUACGCCCUCGCACGCCAUUACCGCCACCUUGGUCUCGAUCUCUGCCCCGAGCAGGUGGCAAAUGGAUAUGAUAGUGGCUUUGGAUCUGCUGCGCCACGUGAUAAGUCCAACAAUGAAUUUCCGCUUCUACCAUUGGUUAGCUUCAUUGCAAAAAAGCAUAUACUGUUGCUUCAUGCGGGAGGUGACUCGAAAAGGGUACCUUGGGCAAAUCCUAUGGGCAAAGUUUUCCUGCCUCUGCCAUAUUUGGCAUCUGAAGACCCUGAUGGGCCAGUUCCCCUGCUUUUUGACCAUGUACUUGCAAUUUCUUCUUGCGCAAGACAAGCUUUUGAAAAUGAAGGUGGACUAUUUAUCAUGACAGGUGAUGUUCUUCCAUGUUUUGAUGCCUCAGCUAUGACUCUUCCAGGAGAUGCUGCCAGCAUCAUUACUGUUCCUAUUACUCUGGACAUUGCUUCUAACCAUGGUGUUAUUGUGGCAUCCAAAAUUGGAAUUUCAGAUGGAACUAACUCUGUCAGUUUAGUUGAGGAUCUUCUUCAGAAACCUAGUGUAGUGGAGCUUGUUAAGCAUAAGGCAAUUCUAGAUGAUGGUAGAACAUUGCUUGACACUGGAAUAAUAGCAGUUAGAGGUAAAGCAUGGGAGGAGCUUGCUAUGCUUUCCUAUUCCAGCCAACCAAUGAUUUCACAGCUUCUGAAGAGCAGAAAAGAGAUGAGUUUGUAUGAAGAUCUGGUAGCAGCUUGGGUACCUGCAAAACAUGAAUGGCUGCUACCACGCCCUUUGGGUGAAGAACUCGUCAACAGUUUGGGACAGCAUAAGAUGUUCAGCUAUUGUGCCUAUGAUUUGUCGUUCCUACAUUUUGGGACCUCAAGUGAAGUCUUGGAUCACCUUAGCGGGGGUAAUUCGGAACUUGUAGGUCGUAGACACCUAUGUUCUAUUCCGGCAACCACUGUUUCUGACAUUGCUGCAUCUGCUAUUAUUCUUUCCAGUGAGAUUGCACCUGGUGUCUCAAUUGGGGAAGAUUCUAUUGUAUACGAUUCAUCCAUAUUGGGUGGCAUACAAAUUGGUUCCCAAUCCAUCGUUGUUGGUGUUAAUGUGCCAGUAGUCAAUGAUAGUGCCCCAAAGGAGCCAUUCAGGUUCAUGCUUCCUGAUCGGCAUUGUCUUUGGGAGGUUCCAUUGGUAGGAUGCACUGGAAGAGUUAUUGUGUACUGUGGCCUCCAUGACAACCCAAAAAAUUCUCUUUCAAGGGAUGGAACUUUUUGUGGGAAACCAUGGGAAAAGGUUUUAGAUGAUUUAGGCAUUCAAGAAACUGAUUUGUGGAGCUCAACAGUUUCUCAGGAGAAGUGUUUGUGGAGCGCGAAGAUAUUCCCUAUUCUUUCUUAUUUCGAGAUGCUUCGUGUGGCAACAUGGUUGAUGGGCUUGAGUGACCAAAUAAAUGGAUCGUUGCUUCUUUUAUGGAAAAAGUCGCACCGUGUCAGUUUGGAGGAAUUGCAUAGAUCAAUUGACUUCUCACAAAUGUGCUUUGGCUCUGGAAAUCAUCACGCAGAUCUUGCAGCUGGGAUUGUCAAAGCUUGCCUUAAUUUCGGUUUGCUUGGCCGCAACUUGUCUCAGUUGUGCGAAGAAAUCCUCCAAAAAGAAGCCUCAGGAGUAAGAAUGUGCAAAGACUUCCUGGCCUUGUGUCCCAACCUCCAGGCCCAGAACUCUAAGAUCCUUCCUAAAAGCAGGGUAUACCAGGUGCAAGUUGAUCUUCUUCGAGCUUGCAGUGAAGAAACAGCAGCAUGUGAGCUGGAACACAAAGUUUGGGCUGCAGUGGCGGAAGAAACCGCUUCAGCUGUGAGGUAUGGCUUCAAAGAACAUUUCUCUGAAUCCUCCAAUAGGAUAUUUUCAAAAGGAAAUCAGAUUAUCAACAGGGAGGACCUUGUGGAUAAAUCUUUAUGCUCUAGAACAGCUAAGGUUGAGUUACCAGUUCGGGUGGAUUUUGUUGGUGGUUGGAGUGAUACUCCUCCAUGGAGCUUAGAGCGUGCUGGUUGUGUCUUGAAUAUGGCAGUAACUUUGGACGGUUCUCUUCCAAUUGGCACCAUCAUAGACACAACAAUAACUACUGGGGUGUCAAUCAGGGAUGAUGCUGGAAACGAGUUGUUUAUUGAGGAUAUUACCUGUAUCGCAACUCCAUUUGACAGCAAUGAUCCGUUUCGUCUUGUCAAAUCUGCACUGCUAGUGACUGGCAUUGUCCAUGAUAAGAUUCUUGUGUCCAUGGGAUUGAAGAUUAGAACAUGGGCCAAUGUUCCCCGUGGGAGUGGCUUGGGAACUUCCAGCAUCUUAGCUGCAGCUGUGGUCAAGGGACUUCUCCAAAUAACUGAUGGGGAUGAAAGUAAUGAAAAUGUAGCAAGACUUGUUUUGGUAUUAGAGCAGCUCAUGGGAACAGGAGGAGGUUGGCAGGAUCAAAUUGGAGGUUUAUAUCCUGGAAUCAAAUUUACAACAAGUUUUCCUGGAAUACCAUUGCGACUUCAAGUCAUCCCACUGUUGGCUUCUCCACAAUUAAUCAGGGAGUUGCAGCAACGACUGCUUGUGGUAUUUACGGGCCAAGUUCGACUUGCGCACCAAGUCCUGCAAAAGGUGGUAAUCCGGUAUCUCCGGCGAGACAACCUGCUUGUAUCCAGUAUCAAACGCCUCGCUGAACUGGCUAAGAUUGGAAGGGAGGCUUUAAUGAACUGUGAUGUAGAUGAACUAGGGGAGAUUAUGAUGGAGGCUUGGAGGUUGCAUCAAGAACUCGAUCCAUGUUGUAGCAAUGAAUUUGUUGAUAAACUCUUUGCAUUCGCUGACCCUUACUGCUGUGGCUACAAGCUUGUGGGGGCUGGUGGUGGGGGUUUUGCAUUGUUACUGGCCAAGGAUGCUGAGUGCGCCAAGGAAUUGACCCAUUUGUUAGAACGGGAUCCAGAGUUUGAUGUAGAAGUCUACAAUUGGCACAUCUCUUUAGGAAGUUAGGUAAAUGGUUAUAUACACCUUAAAUAACCGGAUCAUUUAUUGGGAGAUUAAUGUAAUUGAUGUAUAAUUUCUGUGCAAUAAAGUUUGGCAGAAAGCUGCUUGUUCUUUCAA